AUGCGUCUAUUUUGUCUAUCUGUCAAUCGAAAAUAAUUUUGGCGCCAAAAAGCAGUUACUCGUUUUGGCGGGUUUGUCGAUUCGUUUUCCCUUUUGAAUAUUGUAGUCUUUAUUUCAGUCGAGUGCUUUUUAUAAAAUGGGUGAUGAUAAACGGCAUGAUGAAUACCAGUACCUAGAUUUGAUUCGUCUGAUUCUAAAUCACGGUCGUGUGAAAGAAGAUCGUACUGGUACCGGUACCAAAUCAUAUUUUGGGUGUCAAGCUCGCUUUAGUUUAAGAAAUGACACUUUUCCAUUGCUUACAACCAAAAAAGUUUUUUGGAGAGGCAUAUGCGAAGAACUUCUGUGGUUUAUUUCUGGAAGCACUAAUGCCAAUAUUUUAAAAGAAAAAGGUGUGCACAUAUGGGAUGCUAACAGCUCUAAAGAAUACAUGACAUCAAUUGGUCUGUCAUAUCCAGAAGAAG
Molecule: messenger RNA, 461 nt
Organism: Stegodyphus dumicola
Lineage: Eukaryota; Metazoa; Arthropoda; Arachnida; Araneae; Eresidae
Gene: Ts
Product: Thymidylate synthase
Biological process (GO): dTMP biosynthetic process
Cellular component (GO): cytosol; mitochondrion
Molecular function (GO): thymidylate synthase activity
Source: RefSeq, a predicted model, not a curated record